Molecule: messenger RNA, 4526 nt
Organism: Scophthalmus maximus (turbot)
Lineage: Eukaryota; Metazoa; Chordata; Actinopteri; Pleuronectiformes; Scophthalmidae
Gene: rab3b
Product: RAB3B, member RAS oncogene family
Exons: 5
Coding region: 1411-2064 (217 amino acids)
Biological process (GO): regulation of exocytosis; protein localization to plasma membrane; protein secretion
Cellular component (GO): synaptic vesicle; plasma membrane; endosome
Molecular function (GO): GTP binding; GTPase activity
Source: RefSeq, a predicted model, not a curated record
GUAUUAUCACUAGCAUCAUAUUCCUGUUUCUGCACGAUUAUAAUCUUUAAUUUGGAGCAGUUGCUGUUACUGUGAGAGUGCAGACUUCAGAUGGAACUCGUGAUUUCCUGGUUUACGUUGUGAGUGGGACGUCCUGGUUGAGGUGGUUAAGCUGUGACAUCACCGCUGCCAGGCAACAACAACAACCACAACAACAUGGAUGCUCAUGUUAACAUUACUGUCAUCGCCUCGAAGCUGCAGAGGCUAAAGAUUUUGCAAUUCAGCAGGCGCAUAGCCGGAUAUUAGGAAUAUUUACAUUUUCCUCAGACGUGUCAUAUAAUCACAAAGAUAAACUCCUUAUGACAUAAAUUACAAUAUUAAUUUACCAUCCAAUGCGAAAAUUCACCAUUUCUGACAGCGUCAGCAAACAUUCGGGAACUUUUUUAGAAAAUUUCCACGCGCUGAUAUUGAUUUUCAAUUCAAGUUCAUUCUGUAACCAUGACCCCAUUUGAACUACUAUGAAAUGACACUUGUUGUGUGUUGAUGGCAUGAAUCCAGGUGCUAGUUUGUAAAUCCAAAGUUUGACAUUGUCACAAUCCCCGCAGCGGCUGUAGCUGCUCACAGUUUGAUUCAUGCUGCAGUUUUAUCUCCGUUUUUGGUCUCCACCUCCUCCCGAGGGGAACGUCAGCCUCUUCAGCUGCUGAACGCUGCACCGUGCUUCACGAUGCUCACUCGCUCACUGACUGUGUCUGCGGCUGUUCGCUGCCCAGCAGCUGGACGACAGAACAGGAACGACUGAGACCAGACGAACCAGACGGCAAAUGUGAUGCGAAGCAGAAACUAGAGGGUUCAAAAAAGAGAAAAGAGGCUAAACAAAACCAGACAGAUUCACGAACAACAACACGUGAAACGUUGCUCAGUGUCAUUUCAAACGUAACCUCGUCAUUUUUGUCAGUUUCUACUGUGAAGGUGUUUAAAGAAAAAAUCCAAACGGUUGAGAUCAGUCAGUGCGAUGGAGACUCGGUCUCUUCUGUCUCAUAAACAAUAGAUACCAUGACGAGUCUGGAGUAGGAAGCAGCGGCUCGGAAGAUCUGCAGCAGACAAUUUCUCCAUUUGUCUGCACAAGCCGACUGUUCUGGAUCGGAAGAAAGAUUCUUUCUUUGCUCACAGAAGAAAAGUCAGUGAUUCUCCAGCACGUGGCUUCAGAACGAAUCACUGGAGAACAGCAACAUACAAAUCCGCAGCUUCCACGAGCUUGAAUUAUCACUUCAGGCGUAUUUUUGUCCGUCCGUCCGGUCUCCGACAGAGCGGAUGAGCCUCCACUGACACGGCCACAUUGAGCCCAGCAGGAUCUUCAGCCCUGUGCACACUGACCUCUACCUGUCUGCAAGGUCGACUGCUGCUCGCGUUUGGCUUCGUUUGACUUGACAGAUGGCGAAGGCAGACCAGCGUUUCGGCCAGCGGGACGGCUCGGACCAGAACUUUGACUACAUGUUCAAGCUGCUGAUCAUCGGCAACAGCAGCGUGGGGAAGACGUCCUUCCUGUUCCGCUACGCCGACGACUCCUUCAGCAACUCCUUCGUCAGCACCGUGGGCAUCGACUUCAAGGUGAAGACGGUGUAUCGCAACGACAAGAGGAUCAAGCUGCAGAUCUGGGACACGGCGGGCCAGGAGCGAUACCGCACCAUCACCACGGCGUACUACCGCGGCGCCAUGGGCUUCAUCCUCAUGUACGACAUCACCAACGAGGAGUCCUUCAACGCCGUCCAGGACUGGGCCACUCAGAUCAAGACGUACUCGUGGGAUAACGCCCAGGUGAUCAUGGUGGGCAACAAGUGCGACAUGGACGAGGAGAGAGUCGUGCCUCCGGAGAAAGGAAAACACCUCGCGGACCAGCUGGGCUUCGAGUACUACGAGGCGAGUGCCAAGGAGAACGUCAACGUGAGGCAGGUCUUCGAGCGCCUGGUGGACAUCAUCUGUGUGAAGAUGUCGGAGCGCGUGGACGUGGAGGUGCCGGCGGCUCCGGGGGUCAAGCCCACCAGACUGACCGACAAGCCCGCCCAGCUGCCUCAGAAGUGCUGCUGAUGGUCCGUCGCCUGUCGACAACCCCUCCGCUGUCGCCCCCCCCCCCCCCCCCCCUUCAAUUUCUAUGGUACAUAAAAAAAGAACACAAAACAGAUUAACUAUCGUCACAUUCCUCAACACUCUCUCUGCUUCAGUCUGUGCUUGUGAGCAGUCAACAUCAGUAGACCUCUGCUCACAUCGGCUAUCCAGCCCCCCCCCCCCCCCCCCCCCCCCCCCCCCCAGGAAAUGCUAACUAGAAGUUCCACCUGUGACUUUAGCGCAGUUUAGAUGAUGAUGUUUAAGCCUAGGUGAUGUUAUGAGGAGAACCCAGCGCCCUGACAGAGGAGGUUUAUAUGGGUUGGUCAUGUCAUGUCAGAGUUUAUUUACCAGUUUCACAUAAAAAGCGUUCAUGUCCACAUAAAAGUAAAGUUCGGUCUUGGCACCAAAGCUAUUCUGAAGUGUCUCAUUGACUAAGAAUCUCCUAUAAUGAAAGAUAAGGACAGCAGCUCGAGAACACCGACAGCUCUGCGUUGUGCGAUGACACGAGCGAUGAAAGUUACACAAGCUUUAAAGCUUUAGCUUCUUUUAUUUUGAAAUCUGCGGCUCUUUGGUCCCUUCAGAGGUCAGAACCGUCAGGACGGUCGAACUCCAGGUUUUGUGUAUGACAUUGUCGACUUGCAGAUGAGAAGCCACAGUCAUCAUGGCUGGGCAACAUUAUUGAAUUCAAAUUGUGUCGGAGUUCACCUGGAGCGGGUUCCGUUGGCGAUCACAGCACCAACGAGACACUCGCAGCGCCACAGCCGCUCACGAUCACACGUUUACAGGUCGCGGCCGCUCACCGAGUCAUAUCGACUGUUGGCCGCUUCUCCGACAGCUCGUGAGAGUUGGGUCCACGCUGUAAAUCAAAAUGCCUAUAACUGUUCCUGGCCUUACUUAGUGCUGUUUUCUGGCUUGGAAGACGCUUUAGGGCUACACCACCGACGCACAACCCUCAGGCAGGGCUGCAGCCGACAUCCAGCGAGUCACAGACUCAACAGACGGGGGCGAGUCCCCAAGCGACACAGCAGCAGUCCGACAUGCUACUGCCAAGUGAUUUCAACAGCUCAGAGACUGAUCAGACUAAUCAAUAGACCGUAUGCACUGGAACCAUAUUAACGAAAUUUGUGUUGCACUUUUCAUUAAGAAACGGUCAUAAAACAAGGGAAUCACAUGGAGGCCGUGAAGUGCAAAUCACAACGACAAAUAGGAAAAACACAACGGCAAAGACUUUUUGAUUUGCUGUUGAGAUUUGCACUUCAGGGCCUCUGUGGAAACACUUACCUCAUGUUAACACCACGGCCAUUUUUUUAAGGCCGACAUGAAUAUAAUAAAUCAAUAUAAUCGAACAACAUGUUAAUCUACAGAAGCACAAUUUGAAUUUACCAAAGAAUAAUUGGGGGGCGGACUUUUCCCUCGUAAUUAUGACUUCUGCAUCACAAAAGAGACCCAACGUCCGGUCGAACCUGAGGCGGCAGGUUGCACCUUCUCAAAUCUCGAAAGUUGAAAUUUGUCUUUUGUUGUUAAACUUCCGCAUGAGGUUCACUGGUGUUUCCCAAGACUCAGAAACCAAACUGAACAAACAAACAAAGAUCAACUCCUCGGGUCCAGAGCCUGUCGACUAGCAGGGGCUGCAGCCCUGCUUCACGGUGGCUUGUAGCUUUUUGCACAGGCCGACAACCCGACGCCACACUGACGGGGUUUAUACUCACACAUGCAACAUGUGAGCAGAGCUGACGAGUGAAGAGCACAUGGUUCUCUCCUUCCCCCGUUAGCAGGUGUUGUCACGUAUAGUCGUCACGUUUGCAGUGUUUAUUACAUGAACGUGAGUGUGUGCGUGUGUGCGUGUGAUAUUAGAGCCAACAUGUUCUGUGGUUGCAUAUGGUUAUCAUGAUAUUUAUUGCGUGUUCAGUCGUGAGGGUUUUUGUGUUCGUGUACAGUAUCUUUGACGGAAGUGUGAUACUUUGAUAAAAUCACGUCAGCUGAGAUACAGUGCGUGUGCAUAUGAAAGACUGGAGGAAGGAAAAAAAAAGUGCAUUUAUUAUUGAAUAUUAUGAAGAUAGAAAUAAAACAAUGUCCUGCCAAAUUGUUAAACAGGCGACCACAGCCGGACAUCUGUGUGUGACUCCCCACCACGUGUCUUCAUAUUGAUGAAAACGUACAAUAAUGUUGACAUUGUCUUCAUAUGAUUAUUUUUUAAAGUGAAUUUGUAAAUGAUAGAAUUAGAAAAUCAUACUGGUGUUGUACGAAUUAAUGCAUUUAUUUUUUAUGCUGUGUAUACCAUGGACAAAUUAUAUAUAUAGAAAGUUUAUGUAAACUUGUCGUCUUACAGUUCGCUCCUAUACAGGGGGGAGAAGCACAAAGUGAUUGUACAAAAAUAUUGUGAAUGUUUGUAUAUUAUAGAUGCAAUUUAGUAUAAUAAAAAAAAUCACAAUCUUUAAUCAUAA